AUGUCACCCGGCCCUCUCUGCAGUGACCCUGCACCGCAAAGGAUGCUGGGAAAUAACAAACACUAUUACCCUGGGGAGGACGACAAGGAUGGGGAGGAUGAGGAAGAGGAAGAGGAGCAGGGACAAGAUAACAAAAAGGGGGAUGGUAGAGAGAAGGAGAACGGAGGGGUGGAAGGGCUCGAGGAGAUUGAGAUGAAGGGAGGCAGACAAUCACGCGAAGGUAAAGGGGAGGGAGGUAAACCCUCAGCCAUUGUGGUUGGAAGGCAGAGAGGGGACCGGACACUGAGGCCAGACAAUCCAGGAAAUAGAGGCAUCCCUUAUACGUCCAAUCAGGCCCCUCAUAAGCAGCAGCACCAGCAGCAGUAUCACCCGGCCCCAUCCACUCAGACCCAGAAAAGACGUGCUCACAUGGAGCGCAGUAUGACCACAGUGGCGCCCAUAGAGGACACUCGACUAACCAUGAUGGUGUUUCGCAUUGGAAUCCCUGACAUCAAACAGACAAGGUGUCUGCAGUUUGACCCUGACUUCACAGUUUGGAGCGCCAAGCAGGAGGUCAUCUGUUCGCUGAGCGAGCCACUGUGGGACGUCUAUAACUAUGGCCUCUUUCAGCCCGCCGGAGACGGAUGCGAUGCCAUGUUCCUGGAGGAGGAGCGCUGCCUCCGAAACUACCCACAGUCCUUUGAGAAAGGGGUGCCUUACCUGGAGUUUAGGUACAAGACCAGGGUAUACAAACAGACAAACCUGGAUGAAAAACUACUUACAAAAUUGCACACCAAGGUGAGUCUGAAAAAGUUCAUGGACUACAUUGCAAGUGGAUCAAUAGAUAAGAUGUCAAAAGUCCUGGAAAAAGGUCUCGACCCAAACUACCAUGACCCUGACAACGGGGAAUCCCCACUGUCUGUGGCGGUGCAGUCUGGCAUGACAGUGGAGGGGAUCAGGGUGCUCGUUCAGGGUGGGGCCCAUGUGGACUUUAGAACCAGAGAUGGACUGACAGCUGUACACAAGGCUGUCAGGGCACACAAUCACGUUGCACUGCUGGCUCUUCUGUCCCUGGGAGCAUCUCCUAACUACAAAGACCGAUGUAGCCUGACCCCAUUGUACCACUCAGUGCUGACAGGCGGCGACACCUCCUGCUGCGAGACCCUACUCUACUACAGGGCCAGACUGGGAGUGAGGGAUGAGAAUGGCUGGGAGGAGUCUCACCAGGCCUGCCAGAAUGGUUUUGCCCAGCACUUGGAGCACCUUCUGUUCUAUGGGGCAGAUACCACUUCUCAGAAUGCCUCAGGGAACACCGCACUUCAUAUUUGUGCCCUGUAUAAUAAGGAAAGCUGUGUCCGUGUUCUGCUCUACAGAGGGGCCAAUAAGGAAAUGAAGAACAAGCAUGGGCAAACCCCCUUUCAGGUAGCAGUAAUGUCGGGCCAUUUUGAACUUGGGGAAAUCCUCAAAAACCACAGAGAUGCAGAUGUAGUGCCCUUUCUGGAAUCCCCAAAGUAUGCUCCCAAAAGAGGAGAGAGUGCACGAACGCUCCCUCUCCUCAUGGCUCACCCCUACCCCCUCCUGCGUGCUAACAGUGAUAACAGCAUGACCCUGCCUGACCCCAUGACCCUAUCCAACAAGGCUGCUGGAGCCAAUCCCACCCCUGGACAGGCUCGCAGGGCCUCUGUGGGUGUGAGGAGCUCCAGCAGUCCCAGGGCCCGUACCCGCUCCCCGUCGCGAGGAGGAGGGCAGAGCGACACAGAGGAGAGGCAUCAAAGCAAACCACAGCGCGGCAGACAGGGUGCGACCUCAGCGGGAAGUGGCGGGUGGUCGGCUGGGGGUCAGAUGAGGCAUAUGUAUAGUGCGGUCCCAGGGCGAGUGUACAUGGCCACGAGGGCCUACACUGCCCACGGAGAGAAAGAACUCAGCAUCAACAAAGGAGACAAAGUCAAAGUGUUGAGUGUUGGAGAGGGGGGGUUCUGGGAGGGCACAGUGAAAGGUCGUACAGGCUGGUUCCCCUCAGAUUGUGUGGAGGAGGUGGGUCCUCCCAGUAAGGACAAUCGAUCAGAGACGCGCAGUGAGAAAGCCAAGAGGAAGCUGUUUCGUAAUGUCACCAUGGGAGCAUAUGAUGGCGUGGAUGGCCCCAGUGACUACAUCAUUAAGGAGAAGACAGUGCUCCUGCAGAAGAAAGACAAUGAGGGCUUUGGCUUUGUGCUUCGGGGAGCCAAAGCCCAGACUCCUAUAGAGGAGUUCACGCCGACCCCAGCAUUCCCCGCGCUGCAGUACCUGGAGUCUGUGGAUGAGGGCGGUGUGGCCUGGAGGGCUGGCCUAAGGAUGGGGGACUUCCUUAUUGAGGUCAAUGGUCACAAUGUCGUGAAGGUGGGCCACAGGCAGGUGGUCAACAUGAUCAGACAAGGUGGCAACACUCUGAUGGUCAAGGUUGUCAUGGUGGCCCGCAACCCGGAGACAGAGGAGACCAACCCUAAGAAGAAAGUCCCCCAGCAGGCUAAGAGGCUGACUCCUCCAGCCAUUGCCCUGCGCUCCAAAUCAAUGACAUUAGAGCUGGAAGACAUGGCUGCCUCUCCGUGGAAAAAGAAAGCAGAGUACGAGUCCUCCCAGGUGCCUGAUAAGAAGAGGACAGUCUAUCAAAUGGCACUAAAUAAACUGGAUGAGAUCCUGGCAGCAGCUCAGCACACGAUUGCGUCAGACGGACAGGGGCAGCGGGGUCACGGGGGGAAGAGAGAACGAACCAAGAGCAUCGCCCCCAAUGAGGUACUGCAUCAUUCUCAGCAUUGUGUGACGGAGGAGGAGAGGCAGUCCCUCCACACCCCGGCUAUGAAACUGUCCCGUAGCCUGUCGGAGGACAUCCCCCCUCCCCCCAGCACAUCCGCCCCAGAACCUCCCUUGUCUGCUGGACCCCACACUGCUCGGAGGGGGGAGCAGUCUGCCCCCCAGCCACUGUCCUCCCAGGCCCAGGCCCACUACCAGGCCCUCUCCACCCAGCAACAAGCAGCGCACGAUGCCCAGGCAGGUUGGGACAAUCAACAGCACGGCAUGACCACCACCCUCCAGAGAGGAGGGGGACAAUACACAGGGGAUCCCACGGAGGGGACAAGGAGAGGAGGGGGCAAAAUGGGGGCAUUGAGGAGGGACUACAGUAGUGCUACUCCACCUACAAGCGCAGCUCCCAAAACUCAACAGCAACCCCAGCAGCAACAGCAGCCCCAGCAACAGCAAGAGGCGGCCCGGGAGAGGAUCGGAGGGGCAAGCAGGGGCGGGGGAGUCAGGAAGGGCGGGAGGGGCCCUCUAGUAAAGCAGCCCACAGUGGAAGGAGGGCUCGGCAGGCACCACAGAGGGGGGCAAGGCCAGGGGGGUAAAAGCUCAGGGGCCAAAGAGAAGAGCUCCAUCCCCAUCCCCACCAUCAUCGUCAAGGCUCCAUCCACCAGCAGUGGCAGUGGCCGCAGCAGCCAGGGCAGCAGCAUGGACGCUGAGCAACCGCCUCCCGACAUAGACGACCCUACCUCCCCCCCUGCCUCUCCCGACACCCACACCACCCCCGGCCCGCCUUCCACCGUGGCCCCCUCACCACCCCAGCCCCCUGUCUCCUCCCCCAUGACCCCUUCGACUGUCGCCCCCCAGCUGCCCCCUAACCUGGAGAACCUGGACUUCACCACCCAGUUUGGGGGGGCCUUUGUCGGGGCAGCGCGCCGGGACCGGGAACGUUUCCGUGACAUGAGGAGGAAAAGUGCUUCCUUCUUCCUCUCCUCCGAAGAGGAUGUCCAAGGGGAGGCGGGGGGAGGUGGAGGGGUAUGGACCCAGCCCCUACAGGGGAUGGGGAUUGAUGUCCCCACCCCCCGCCUCCGCCCCUCCAAGUCAAUUGACGAGGGCAUGUUCUCUAGGGACAAUUACGUCCACUACGCCAGCAGUAUGCCCCCUGCCUUUGGGCUGCCUGAGUACCACUCCCCUGUGAUGGGCCAGGAUGGCCAGCCCAAGUCCGCUCCCUCCAACUACGGCCCAGGCUCUCCAGCCACCACCUUCAUCCACCCUCUGACUGGGAAAGUCCUGGACCCCUCGUCACCCCUGGGCCUGGCGCUGGCUGCACGAGAGAGGGCCCUCAAGGACGACCGGAGGACCCGACGGGAGGAGCGGCACUUUGGCCGGCAGAUGUCCAGCGUGGGGGUGUUCCCUACAUCUCUCCCGUCUCCCACGCCAUCCCUGUUCUCCACAUCCACCACCACCACCUCACACGCCUCACUGAACCGCCCACAGUCACCCAGGAUAUUACGCUUGGGAGGGGGAGGAGAGAGAGUGGAGAGGGACCAGGCGGCUGGAGCCAGAGAGGGCCUCAGAGUUCGCUUUUCAGAGGACAGAACCAAUCAGUACCAGACCCAAUAUUACCAACAGAGUCCUAGAGACAGGGAGCCUCCUGGCCCGCCCAUGCAGCCGCCCGGCCCGCCGCCUCAGCCUGCACCCUGCAGACCCUCGUUCCUGCAGAUGGAGAACAGUGCAAACGCUAGCUACAUCCCCCAGUACACCCUCACCGCAGCCCCAGCACACCCACAUGAAGGUGGGGGAGAGGGAGGAGUUGGAGGGGGACUGGGGCUCAUGGUUCUUCCCCCGCCUGCACCCUCGAUAGAUUUGGACGAUGAGUUUGUCUUUGUUGACCCCCUGCCCCCUCCCUUGCAGUUCGCCAAUGGCCAAGGCCAGCGAGAAAUGCAGAGGGGAUACCCUCAACAGCAUCAGCACUCAGCUCAACACGUCUCUUCUGCCAUGCCACCCCCACCGCCCCCCCUCUCCUCUCCUAAAGUACCUCCACCAGGAGGCUUCCCCUCCAACGCCCCCCUCCCCUCCCCCCAGGCCGGGGACUCUGCCGCCUCCAGCCUCACAUCCUACGACAGCGAGGUGGCCAACCUCACCCAAUCAGGUCUAUCUCCCUCCCUCCCCUCGCCCCAGAUAUUCCCCCCUUCCUCCACCACUACAGCCGCCUCCAUUUUACCCGCACCCACACCCUCACUCCACAGACCCCAGCCCAUGUCGCAUACACACCCCUUCUUCAGUGACCCCACCGUACCAGUUAACCCCGCUAAUAUGGGUGCCCCUGCGCCCCAAAUGACCUUAGCACGGUACCGCGGCCCGGCCACCCUCACUACGACUAUGACCUACGCCACAACAACGACCAUGACCGCCACCGCCACUGCUACCACAGCCUCUGUGGUGUCGUCAGACUACAACGCGUCUCUGAAAGCCCCCAGAACCGCCAUCAACACUGCAGGCAAGGCAGGAGACCACCACCCCUCCAUGAUGAAGACUGGAGACUGGCAGACAGAGACGGUGGUGGACUCUGGGAUCGAGGAGCUGGACAGCCACAGCAGCGGUGACCAGCACCUGGAAAUACUGGGAGUGAGUGAACUGACGGGUGAGAGAAGAGGAGGAGUGGAAGGGGAUGGAUGGGCUGGCGAGCACCCAGAUCCUUAUAUGACCUACUCAGGUGGGCAAGCGUUUGAAGCACACCACGCCAAACACACGACCAAACCCACCGUGUAUCCAAAGACGAUGCAGUACAAAGAGGGCGGUAUCAAGGACACAAGGGAAGCGUUGCGUCGACAGGUGAGCACCAACCCGCCCUACCAGAGCACCCCACCACACCCCCAGAGACAGGCUAACCCAGAGGAGGAGGCCAGGAGAGGAGAGGGAGGAGCAGCAGAUGAGAGGAUACAAUGUAGACAGAGUCGACCAAAGAUGGAGGACUGCUUCGGUUCCACCCUGGCUGCCUGUCUGGAGCGGCCCAACACCCUGGAGCCAAGGGGGUCAACCGAGGGGGUCGACCAGGGACAGGGCCUGGAGCGAGGCGAGGCCCAGAGGGACGGGAUGUCUAUUGAGGGGCGCAGGUUGCACUCGCCACUCUCGGGGGUGAAGGCCAGCAUCAUCAACGAGCUGAGCUCCAAGCUGCAGCAGAUGAGCAAUAAGAGCACAGACGACUGGGGUCAGUCUGAGAUGCGAGGUCAGAGUCCCAUUAGUCUGAGGUCACCCACAAUGCACAGAUAUUCUGGGGAUUUCUCCGCCUCGUUUCAGAGCCCCCCAACAGCCCGCUCCACUUCCCCCUUACCCACCUCUUCCCCGCAGCAUCGCCCGCCAAUCCUCACCCCCAAUCUCACCGCCACCCCCUCCGGCUCGCCCUCCCACCAGCCCACACUGCAGCCCAACUGGACCCAGCUGAGGUCGUCUGUGUCCCGCCGGCGCGCCCCCAGCCCCCUCAUAUACUCCACAGACCGCCCCAGCCCUGCCCCUCCCAGACCCUCCUCCCUCCCCAUCCUCCCCAGCACCCAUGUCUACAACACCCCCUUUGAUUUCCCCAAUCCCCUCACCCCUUCAUCCCCAGGCCACACCCUAGGAGACUCUUACAACCCCUCCACCCCGCCUCUCUUCCCCACAUCCCCACAACCUCCCAGUGCCCUCCUGGUCUCCCGCUCCCUUUCACCCACCCAGUUCCUCUCCAGCGCCUCCUCGCCCUCCAUGCACCUGCCCCCCUCUCCGUCCUGCCUCAGCUACCCCCACCACACCCCUCCUCCCCCAGCCAAACCCUUUACCAUCAAGCCCCUGUCCUACUGGACGAAGUGGGACGUGGCCGACUGGCUGGCCUACCUAAACCUGGGGGAGCACCGGGAGCGCUUUCUGGACAACGAGAUUGACGGCUCCCACCUACCCUCUCUCACCAAGGACGACUUCCUGGACCUGGGGGUGACGCGCGUCGGCCACCGCAUGAACAUCGAAAGAGCGCUGAAGAGACUGACUGACAGGUGA
Salvelinus namaycush (lake trout) is the source of this 6777-nucleotide messenger RNA. RefSeq names its product SH3 and multiple ankyrin repeat domains protein 1-like. The record is from RefSeq and is a predicted model, not a curated record. The coding region runs from base 1 to 6777 and encodes 2258 amino acids. The transcript has 24 exons. Gene Ontology annotation, cellular component: postsynaptic density; dendritic spine; postsynaptic membrane. Lineage: Eukaryota; Metazoa; Chordata; Actinopteri; Salmoniformes; Salmonidae. Gene Ontology annotation, molecular function: ionotropic glutamate receptor binding; synaptic receptor adaptor activity.